AAUUCCAGGUUAGCCUGAAGCAAUCGUCCAGAAUGCAGACAGCACUUGCAGUUGCCCUGUUGAUUAGUAACGUUUUAGUUGCUUAUAGUCAGUUUGACCCCCACUGGUGGCCAGGUCGUAGUGGAAUAGUACAACUGUUUGAAUGGAAAUGGAACGACAUCGCAGAUGAGUGUGAACGUUUUUUGGCUCCGAUGGGCUUUGGAGGAGUUCAAAUUUCACCAGCUACGGAAAAUGCUUUGAUAUUUACUCCGUUUCGUCCUUGGUGGGAGCGAUAUCAACCUGUGUCAUAUUAUUUGAAUACUCGUUCCGGCAAUGAAGCAGAAUUCGCUUUGAUGGUGCGUCGAUGCAAUGCUGUUGGCGUAAGGAUUUAUGCGGAUGUUGUUUUAAAUCAUAUGGCUGUCAAUACUCUGUAUGGUGGAGGAGCUGGAUCAUUAGCAGAUGCUAAUACCCUUGCUUAUCCUGCAGUUCCAUACAACUCAUCGGAUUUCAAUACGGAUUGCCAAAUCAACGAGCAAAGUAAUCCCAUUGAGCUGAGAGAUUGCCGUGUAUAUGGUUUACCAGAUUUGAAUCAACGUUCAGAAUGGGUUCGAGACAGAAUAGUGAACCUGUUAAACAAAUUCAUUGUCUACGGAGUGGCGGGAUUUCAUGUAGAUGCCGUGAAGCAUAUGUGGUCAGGUGACCUGCAAGUGAUUUACAGUCGACUUGCCAAUCUUGCGCAAGACCAUGGAUUUUCAGCAAAUACUAGGCCUUUUAUUAUUCAAGAUGUUGUUGACAUAAGUGACGAUGGCGUUUCAAAGUUCGAGUACACAUCCCUUGGAACAAUAACUGAGUACCGAUUCUCGGAAACAAUCGGAUCCAUCUUCGGUGGACAACAACGUCUAGCUUCAUUGAUUAAUUGGGGUCAACCUUGGGGAUUCCCUUCAUCUGAGAGAACGCUUGUGUUUGUUGAUAACCAAGUAAAUCAAAGAAAUCACGGUGCAGGAAACAGGCAUGUCCUAACCUAUAAAGAUGGGAAACAUUACGUCAUGGCUGUGGCUUUCAUGUUAGCGCAUCCAUACGGUAUUCCUCGGAUCAUGAGCUCAUAUGCCUUCAAUAAUGACGAUCAUGGCCCUCCAGCUGAUGCCAAUGGGAACAUCAUAUCCCCGACAAUCACCUCAGAUGGCAUGUGUAGUAAUAAUUGGAUAUGUGAACAUCGUUUAAAUCCAAUUGCGAAUAUGAUAGGAUUCAGAAAUGCUAUCGCUGGAACGGGUAUUACACAUUGGGUGGACAACGGAGCGAAUCAGAUGGCUUUUUGUCGAGGCAAUCGAGGAUUUAUCAUGUUCAACCUUGAGGGUACUGAUUUCGAUCAAACUAUGCAAACGUGUCUACCUGCGGGGAUCUACUGUGAUGUAAUCACCGGAAAGGUUGGAGAAGGUGGUAUUUGUACGGGAUACUCAAUUGAGGUUGAUGAGAAUGGCUUGGCCAGAAUUUACGUUUCUGCCUUUGGAGCGUAUAAUGUAUUGGCAAUUCAUGUUAAUUCUAGAAUCCAGUAGAAAAUCAAGCGGAUUGCAAUAAGAGUAGGUGUUGAUUUGCAUUGCUGGACAAUUUGAGAGCCGAACAUACGCCUUUUGAAAGGUGUUUUCGGACUUUUCCGGGCAAUUCGAAUCAACACGGUAAGUGGAAGAUGUAUCCGAGCAUGCAGAUAAUUAAAAAUUGAUAUAUUUUUCAAAUCCACAAUACGUUGUCGAUAAGCUGUGUUAAAAAGGUAAUAUUAAAUUGACUACGGUAGAGACAUCUACGAUACUUAUUUAGAUUAUUUAAAA
Messenger RNA from Aedes aegypti (yellow fever mosquito), 1802 nucleotides. Its product is annotated as alpha-amylase A. The record is from RefSeq and is a predicted model, not a curated record. The transcript has a single exon. Bases 33 to 1532 code for a protein of 499 amino acids. Gene Ontology annotation, molecular function: alpha-amylase activity; cation binding. Gene Ontology annotation, biological process: carbohydrate metabolic process. NCBI's taxonomy places the organism in Eukaryota, Metazoa, Arthropoda, Insecta, Diptera, Culicidae.